GCCCGACUAUACCCCUCUCCCCCAUUGUUGCACGUUUCGUCUUGUAUCUGCCAUUUGUGCCUCGAUUUUUCAAAACUUUCGGGGAACUCCGAUCUUCUUUAUCUCUGGAUUUCCGUCUCCGAUUCUCCUGUUCGAUUAGGGUUUUCGAGCUUUUCCUGGUAGAAAUCGCCGCAAACAAAGCGAAAUACCUAGAUUCGUGGCGAAUUUCUAGGUUUCCGGAUCUGACCAGUUCUCUUCGUUCUUCAGCUACGGCGAAGCUGUUCGGUUCGUCUCCUCGCCGCCAUGUUCUGGAAGCUCACGGCUCUUUCUGCAUCGUCUCCGGUGGAGUCGAUAUUAGACAAAGAAAAUUUCACGUUGGAGGAGCUCCUUGACGAGGAAGAAAUUAUUCAAGAAUGCAAGGCUCUAAAUAGCCGGCUCAUCAAUUUUCUAAGGGAUAAAGCUCAAGUGGAGCAGUUACUGAGGUACAUUGUUGAAGAAUCUCCACAGGAUGCUGACAACAAACGGGCAUUCAGGUUUCCAUUCAUCUCCUGUGAGAUAUUUACCUGUGAAAUUGAUGUUAUUCUAAAAACUUUGGUAGAGGAAGAAGAGCUGAUGGACUUGCUUUUCUCCUUUUUGGAACUGAAUCAUUCUCAUAGUGCACUGCUGGCAGGCUAUUUCAGUAAGGUUGUCAUAUGCAUUAUGAUCAGAAAGACUGCAGCACUGAUGAACUAUGUGAAAGGUCAUCAAAAUGUUUUCCGUCAGCUGGUUGAUUUGAUUGGGAUAACAUCCAUCAUGGAGGUUUUGGUCCGCUUGGUUGGUGCUGAUGAUCAUGUCUAUCCCAACUUUCUGGAUGUGAUGCAAUGGUUGGCCGAUAGCAAUUUACUUGAGAUGAUUGUGGACAAACUAAAUCCAACUAGUCCUGCUGAGGUUCAGGCAAAUGCAGCAGAAACAUUAUGUGCAAUUACUCGAAAUGGACCGUCAGCUUUAGCUACAAAGCUCUCUAGCCCUGGCUUUGUUGCAAGGAUAUUUGGUCAUGCUCUGGAAGAUUCUCAUUCAAAAUCUGGUCUAGUCCAUUCACUUUCCGUAUGCAUUUCUUUGUUAGAUCCAAGGAGAUCUGCUGCUUCAUCGCCUUUGUUCAAUUCUUUUAGAGGUCAACAUAUGUUUGAGUCUCCUCUCCCAGUGACUCAGGAGACCAUCGGUGCCAUGCUACCAAAACUCAGUGACUUGCUUAUGCUUCUUACUGUAUCAUCUGACGGCAAUGUUUUGCCUACAACAUACGGAGAGCUAAAGCCUCCUCUCGGGAAGCAUCGUCUAAAGAUUGUGGAAUUCAUUGCUGUUCUGUUGAAAACCGGAAACGAAGUUGCAGAAAAGGAAUUAGUUAGAUCAGGAACCAUUAAAAGGAUCUUAGAUCUAUUUUUCGAGUACCCAUACAAUAAUGCCCUGCAUCACCAAGUGGAGAGUAUCGUUCUUUCUUGUUUGGAAAACAAAAGUGAUGCAAUGGUGAACCAUAUUCUUCGACAAUGCGAUCUGAUUGGCAAAAUUCUCUCAUCAGAUAAAAACCCUGUUCUAUCCGGUGAUAACCAGCCUACUAUACCCGCCAAUGGGAGAAGACCACCACGGGUUGGGUAUGCCGGACAUAUCACUAGAAUCUCAAACAAACUUGUUCAGAUGAGUAACAGCAAAAGUCAGAUAAAGGCAUGCCUUCAGGAAAACAGCGAAUGGAACGAGUGGCAAGUUAGUGUUCUGCAUGAACGCAAUACUGUUGAGAAUGUCUACAGAUGGGCAUGCGGGCGCCCGACUACACUACAAGAUAGGACAAAGGAUAGCGAUGAGGAAGACAGGGAUUAUGAUGUUGCAGCGCUCGCCAAUAAUUUGAGCGAGGCAUUUAGAUACAAAAUAUAUGGAAAUGAUGAUAACGAAGAGGACCGCAAUGCUCUUGAUAGAGACGAUGACGACGUGUACUUUGACGAUGAGUCCGCUGAAGUCGUUAUUUCGUCCUUGAGACUUGGGGAUGACCAAGGAAGUUUGUUUACAAAUUCAAACUGGUUCACAUUCCAAGACGACAGAUUCGGAAAUGUCUCUGAUGGGACGGCGUCCAAGAUGAUGGAGGACAUAGACUUGAACGGAAACUCUAACGCGAACAAUAGCGGCAGCAGCAGCAGUGAUGAUGAGGUUGUAGUUGGAGAGAAUGACGAUCUAACUGAGGAAGCUAAGGACACGUCGACAUCAUGUCCGAGCACUCUACCUUCCAUGGGAUUCUUUGAUUUUGACACUCCGGAAAACACGGAAGCAGCGUUCACCGAACGUCCACCCGAAUGGGUCGGAUGGAGCGAACCAUCCGAAACGCAAGUAACCGGCUCAAGCCUAAACCCAUUCAUCGAUCACGAUGAUGACGACGCCAACAUGAACCUCGACAUACCAAUGCCAGACAUCAAAACGGAACCCGUGAUUGCAAAUGGCUCCCCCACAGGAACGGGCCAGAAAAUGGCGCCACCAGUGAGGUCAUUGUUCGAGGAGGAUGUGGAGUUUGUGGGAGUGGAAGCGGAAGGGACGGAGAAGGCAAUGGAGCAAGCAUUGAAGGAAGGGGUAGUAGGGGAAGCGGGACCGCUGAAGAGGAACAUGAAAAUGAACACGAAGAGCGAGAAAGCGGAAGAGAGCUCGGGAAUGAAUGAGUUCAACGACGUGAAUUACUGGAAGGUGGAUCAGGAAUUGGCUGUUUUGGAGUGAAAUACCCAACAGAGAGGUACGUAUAAAACGGUAACUCAACUCAGUGUCCUUUUUGUACAUUAUAAUUUUGUACGGGAGAAUGGGAGAAGAAGAAGAAAUCUUGGGCUUUUGGAAAUUGGCUAGAGUUUUGUGUCAGUCACCCUUGCUGUUGCUGUUGCUGUUGCUGAUGCCACCACAUUAUUUAUUUCAGUUACUAUAUUGUUGUCUGCUGUUGCUGUGCCUUUUUCUUUUGUUGUUGUCUAAUUGUGUUUAUAUUAUUAUUCUUUUUAAGUUAUGCCCCUUUCUCUUCUC
Molecule: messenger RNA, 2997 nt
Organism: Tarenaya hassleriana
Lineage: Eukaryota; Viridiplantae; Streptophyta; Magnoliopsida; Brassicales; Cleomaceae
Product: serine/threonine-protein phosphatase 6 regulatory subunit 3-like
Exons: 19
Coding region: 283-2706 (807 amino acids)
Molecular function (GO): protein phosphatase regulator activity; protein phosphatase binding
Source: RefSeq, a predicted model, not a curated record